Molecule: messenger RNA, 2431 nt
Organism: Dendronephthya gigantea
Lineage: Eukaryota; Metazoa; Cnidaria; Anthozoa; Malacalcyonacea; Nephtheidae
Product: tyrosine aminotransferase-like
Exons: 13
Coding region: 691-2019 (442 amino acids)
Biological process (GO): biosynthetic process; aromatic amino acid metabolic process
Molecular function (GO): pyridoxal phosphate binding; L-tyrosine:2-oxoglutarate transaminase activity
Source: RefSeq, a predicted model, not a curated record
AAAUAUCGCCUCGAUUUUCAUCGAGAUUCCGCCCUGGCCAUAUUCACCUCGCACUCGCUGAUUUUUCGGAAUAAUUCUUAUGUAACUAACACGUAUGUUGAUUUCAAUAUAAUGGUAUGUUUCUCCUUUCAUUUGUCUGAAAUACGAACAUUUCAUUUAACCAAACGCACCAUGAUGCAGCACACUUAUAGAAGUUGCCCAACUAUAGGAAAUGGCACUUAAAAUAUCAGUGAAGCUCUUUGUGGAGAAAAUAAUCGAAAUGUCGCUAUUUUCUCUUUCAAAAAAUUUCACAAACGUUUGUCUUGUGAAUGAAGGUGUUUAUCGAACAGAAAUAAUUUAGUGUUUAAAAAUUCAUUACGGAAAUAACCUCCUGAUCCUGAAUGCCCCCAUCUGUUUGUUUGUUGUGGUUAUGUUUGUUAUGCAACGUCACAGAGGAGCUACUUGGAGGUCGAGCGAAGCUGCCGUGUGAUUGGCCAAUAUUCAUCGCGGGGUUGUGUUUGGGGGCGUGUGUCGGGGCGUGUCGAUUUGUUAAAAUAAAAAAAAUAAAAAUUUUUCCUGGUGGUGAAAAUCGAGCGUGUUAUAAAAAAAUAUCUGCUAUUAAGUGUGUCGUGGUUUCAAACUGGUUUCUAAAUACAUUGGAUUUUACGCGGAAGUGUAUAGCUGUUUUAAGUCGUGCGAUAGUCGUGCGAUAUGCAUCAAGACGAUCAAGUGUGUAAAUCGACAAAGAAGCAACCCUGGGUUGUCCCAGUGUCAAAGACGGCGGUGAACACGUUUAAUCCUAUUCGAAAUGUUGUUGAUACGAUGAUAAUCAAGCCGAAUCCGGACAUAAAAGUGAUUAAACUAACAGUUGGGGAUCCAAGUAUUUUUGGAAACCUGCCUCCAUGUGAAAAACAUGUUGAAGCCUUUUCGGAUGCAGUCAAGUCAUACAAAGAAAAUGGCUAUAAACUAGCACAUGGAACCCCAGAGGCUUGUGAAGCAGUGGCAAGGUAUUGUUCAACACCAAAAUAUACUGUGAACGCCCAGGAUGUUGUUCUUACAAGCGGUUGUUCUGGUGCUAUUGAAAUAGCAAUCGAUCUUUUGGUGGAUUAUGGUGACAAUAUUCUUAUUCCACGGCCUGGUUUCUCUUUAUACCAAUGUAUUUGUGGUUCUAAGGGCAUUGAAACCAGACCAUAUCAACUUGUACCAGAGAAAGGUUGGGAGGUAGAUUUAGAGGGCAUGUCCUCUCAAAUUGAUGAAAGGACUAAAUUGAUAGUUGUGAUCAACCCAUCAAAUCCUUGUGGAUCAGUUUACACCAAGGAACAUCUGGAAGCUAUUUUAGAUGUUGCUGAAAAGCAUCAAAUCCCCAUAUUGUGCGAUGAAGUGUAUGCCUACGUUACAUUUGGUGAUCGUCCAUUUUACAGCAUGGGAUGCGUAACAAAAAACGUCCCGGUUUUGACAGUCGGUGGCAUUGCUAAGAGAUUUUUAGCUCCUGGAUGGAGACUAGGCUGGGUCGUCAUUCAUGAUAGAAAUAAUGCCUUCGGUGAAGAGGUAAGAGCAAGCCUCCGUCGUCUUUGUCAAAGAGUACUUGGACCAUGUGCGCCACUCCAAGCCGCUCUUCCUAUAAUGUUGUCUGAUAAUCAACCGGAGUUUUUUGAAAAGCCCCUAACACUCAUGAGGUCAGUCUCGGAAAUAUUUUACGACAGUUUCUCCUCCAUUCCUGAACUUUUUCCUGUUCGGGCGUAUGGUGCAAUGUACAUGCUGAUUGGCAUCAACAUCGACAAGUUGACAGGCAUUAAAGAUGAUGUGGAAUUCACACAGCUCUUAAUGUCAGAGCAGUCGGUGUUUUGUCUGCCUGCCAAGUGCUUUCAGUAUCCAAACUUUAUUCGCGUGGUUCUCACUUGUCCCGUGGACAUCGCGCGUGAAGCAUGCGCGAGGAUCGAGCGAUUUUGUCAAGAUCACAGAAAGAACUGGUUGCGAAAUGGUCUUGACGAAAAUUGUGAUCAUAAACGACGAGGAGAUGUGCAAUGUAAUGGCAUCUAAUCCAGCCACGAUUCUGCCGAAGAAAAAAUAUGGGAAAUUUAUGUUUGUCUUAGAUAUAUAGUACAGUCAGUACAGUAUUAAAUAUAUACUGCAUAACACAGUAUUUAAUAUAUACUGCAUAACACACAGUAUUUAAUAUAUAUAAAUUGACCUUUGGUUUUCCCGGGCAUUUUUCGUAGUUAAAAACAAAUUCUUUGGCUAAAAGCAUAUUUCUUCCCUAUUUCAACUAUUCAAGGCAAUUUGUCGUAAUUCACAUGUCGUACUAAAUCGUUGUAAUUCGUUUUUAUGGCGAAUUACUUUGACUUACAGAAAAAAACCGUAUUUGCCCGAUUAAGUUAUUAUAAUAUUUCAUAUAAUGAAUAUCUUUAUUAUUUAAGAGUCUGAUAUUAACUGGAAUAUAUAUAACAUUAUU